Messenger RNA from Macrosiphum euphorbiae (potato aphid), 294 nucleotides. The record is from the annotation of a GenBank genome assembly. NCBI's taxonomy places the organism in Eukaryota, Metazoa, Arthropoda, Insecta, Hemiptera, Aphididae.
AUGGAUCGUUUUACAAAAGCUUUAAGUGAAAAAGGUAAACCGUUAUUAGUUCUUGAUGAGUUUAAGUUUCGAAAAUGUACUAUCUCAAAAAAUGGAAUAAAAUGGAGAUGUACAAUUAAAUCGUGUACUUCGAAUUUUUUAUGUGAUGUAAGUGAAACGGUGCUUUUAAAAUCUAAUUUUGAUCAUAACCACGAAGCAAGUUCAAAUAUUAAUAGACAAAUUGUUGUUAAUUCAUUAAAAAGAAAAGCAACAGACCAAGUUACAACACGACCACUAAAACUAAUUACUAAUUAG